AUGCGCAACAACUAUCUGACAGCCGCAUUCGCAGCCCAAACGAUGCUGAAGUUGUGGCUUGAAGAUGAUGCUAAGAAGCGUAUGUCUUUAUCAAAUGGGUUCAAGCCGUCAGAGCAGCGAAAGAGGCGCAUCGUGUUUAUAUGCAGCACUGCAGUGUUCGUUGGACUGCCUGGGUACGAUGCGUACACCCCUGCCAAAGCGGCCGUACGCGCGUUGGCAGAUAUCCUACGAAGUGAAGUAUACCAGUACUCAGGCCCGGGAGCAAUCUCAGACUACAAGAUACACUGUGCAUUUCCGUCGAAUUUUGGAUCCGCUGCUUUUCUGGAAGAGCAGAAGCAUAAGCCAGUUAUGACUUGCCGUUUCGAGGGCACACUGGUCGAGAGCGAAGAGGAGUUGCUAAAGCGAGUCCCCACUGCAAGGUAUGUCGCUGAGCGCAUCGUCCAUGGCGUUGAACAAGGGAAAGACUUUGUCAUUCUCGAUGGCAGUGCGGUGUCAGAGUUACUAUACGCCGGUAUGAGGGGGCCUUCGCCCGCGCGUGGGCUUGGCCUCGUGGACUUUUUCGCGUCCCUUGCUAUGCUCGCCGUGUGGCCCUGGUUGAGAAGGAGGCUAGACCGACUCUGUGCAGGAAACAAGGAUAUCUAG
This is a messenger RNA of Pseudocercospora fijiensis CIRAD86, 642 nucleotides long. RefSeq lists its product as uncharacterized. Gene Ontology annotation, biological process: sphingolipid biosynthetic process. NCBI's taxonomy places the organism in Eukaryota, Fungi, Ascomycota, Dothideomycetes, Mycosphaerellales, Mycosphaerellaceae. The record is from RefSeq and is a predicted model, not a curated record. Gene Ontology annotation, cellular component: endoplasmic reticulum membrane. The coding region runs from base 1 to 642 and encodes 213 amino acids. Gene Ontology annotation, molecular function: 3-dehydrosphinganine reductase activity. The transcript has 2 exons.